Culex pipiens pallens (northern house mosquito) is the source of this 1216-nucleotide messenger RNA. Its product is annotated as angiopoietin-related protein 1-like. The record is from RefSeq and is a predicted model, not a curated record. Lineage: Eukaryota; Metazoa; Arthropoda; Insecta; Diptera; Culicidae. The transcript has 3 exons. Bases 15 to 1160 code for a protein of 381 amino acids.
AGCAGGAGUCUACCAUGGCAGGAAACAUUCCAAAAUUGCUAGUACUGACACUUUUGGCGCUUGGGACUUUUGGCCAAGAGUCGUCCCCGAGUCUCGAUGAGCUCGUUCGAGAUCUUCAUCUGCGACUGAACCUGAUGUCGCUGGAGUUCCACGAGCAGAUGGAACAGCUGGUCACCGAGCAGCAGCUUUUGCGUCAAUCCGUUGAGAAGCUUAGCUGGGUGGUUGACCGGGUUGACCAGUCGAUGAAUAACAUCGUGGACAAUCACGAUGUUGUGAUGAGAAACCUUUCCCAUGUAACGAGUCAGUCUGAUGCCAUAAUGGUCAACCAGCAGUUCUGUGCCAACCACGACCGUUUGAGGGAUUUGUACUUCGAGACGCUUCCGCGAUGCCAAGGACCUCCGCUACCUCCAGUCACAACCGAGCCUACGCCAACUUCAACGCAGAUUCCUCCCAUCACUAGUGAACCUCCAGCUGUGUAUGCCUCGUGCAGACAUGCGCCUCCAGUGUCUGGAGUGUACAGCAUUGAAAUUGACAGAUUUGUGGUGGUGCGAUUAUACUGUGAGCAGGAGUUGCAAGAUGGAGGUUGGAUGGUGUUCCAAAGUCGCAUGCAUGGUACGGUAGACUUUAACCGUUCGUACGCCGAGUACCGGAGCGGCUUUGGAAACGUUAGCCACGAGUACUGGCUGGGGCUGGACAACUUGCACCUCCUGACAAAUCUGGGCGUUGAACUGUUGAUCGAUAUGGAGGACUUUGCGGGCGUCGCACAGUUUGCGAGGUAUUCCAAUUUCGCAAUAGAAUCGGCAGCGACUGCGUAUACUUUGCGGCUGGGAGGAACGUUCUCCGGAACUGCCGGCGAUGCUUUAUCGAAUUACUUUGCUGAGGAAUUUACCACGUUCGACAGAAGAGUAGGUGCUUCCGGCAACUGUGCCGAAACGUUGGCCAGUGGAUUUUGGCAUUACGAUUGUGGAAUCGAUAUGUACAGAAACAAUUUGAAUGGUAUCUAUGGCUUCAACAAGGGCCAACAAGGUGUUUGGUGGGGAACAUUUGAUAAUUCCAUUACCCAGAACCGAUCGCCGUUGAAAACUGUUCGGAUGAUGGUUCGACAACAUGUUUUUGAACGCGAUGGAUCCGUUAAGUGGUUCGAGGGUCCCAAGAACUAAUUAGAUAACGAAGAAUGUUUAAAAAAAGAUUUGGAUCCAAAAAAUGUAUCGAAAAU